CGCCGCCGCUGACAGUUUGGUUACAGUGGAGGCCGGACGCGGGCUCAGUGUGCUCCCGGCGCUCAGAGGGUUCAAACAGCCGCUGCUCGCUGUGCAGGCUGUACGGGGCACCCCAGUGGCUUGCUGUGUAGUGGAGAGUACAGUGGCGGUGUUGGUGGCCGCGUCCCGUGUUGCUGCAUCCUCUACUUCUCCACCACGGUCCCAGUCGAGUGGAUGGUAUUGAUUCACAAGAACAUUUCCCGCCAAGAGCAUCUCGUCAACAAGUUUCUAAGAUUACGCUGCUGGAUUUACGCCGUCACCAUGACUGAGUGAAGGAGGAGGAUUGAUCUGUGAGACAUGCCACGGAUAAUGGGUAUCGAUCAUGGAUAGUGAACAACCGCAUCAGGAGCUGGUGAAAUGUGUGGUUGUGGGCGACACAGCUGUGGGCAAAACUCGCCUCAUAUGUGCCCGCGCCUGCAACAAGAAGUUUUCCCUUUCCCAACUGCUCAACACACACGUGCCAACCGUCUUCGCGAUCGACCAGUACAGGAUAUACAAGGAGGUGUUGGAGCGGUCGUGUGUGGUAGUUGACGGUGUGAAUGUCUCCCUCCGCCUCUGGGACACUUUUGGGGACCAUGAUAAAGACCGACGCUUUGCCUAUGGCAGGUCGGAUGUGGUGCUGCUUUGCUUCUCGGUGGCCAACCCAGUCUCUCUCAGAAACUGCCGCGUCAUGUGGUAUCCGGAGAUCCGGAGAUUCUGCCCCAACACGCCAAUUCUUCUGGUGGGCUGCAAGAAUGACCUCAGGUACAUCUGCAAGGAUGAGGAGUACCUCCGCUACUGCCAGGACCGCUCGCCUCUCGUCAGGCCAGUGCGGGAGUGUGACCUGGUGAUGCCAUGCGAGGGCCGAGCAGUGGCCAGGGAGAUUGGAGUGGAGUACUAUGAAACCUCGGUGCUGACCUACUUCGGAGUGAAUGAGGUUUUUGACAAUGUGAUCAGAGCCGCCCUCAUAUCCCGGAGGCAGCAGCGCUUCUGGAUGACCAACCUCAAGCGCGUCCAGAGACCUACUUUACAGGUGCCUUUCUGCCCGCCCAAGCCCAAGGUACAGGAGCCGUCUCCAGUGAGGAGCACCCUGCAGGAGGAUCUCCACUGCCUCCUCUCCUGUGCCGCCUUCACUGACCUGGUGCUGGUGGCCGGGGGCAGCACCACCUCCGGCGGCACCGUAGUCCAUACUCACCGGUUCUUGGUGGCGGCUGCAUCAACUGCCUUCCACAAGCUGCUCAUGACAGAUCUCUCUGACUGUGCUGCCACAAGACGUAGUUCAGACUCCAGCAUGUUGAGUGGGACCUUCGGAGACACCACCUUGGGGAACUUCAACUCAGACACAGAAUGCCUCCUGGCAAAUGACCACAACCAGCACCGCCCAGCCAGAAUACGAGAAGCUGUGAAGCGCAGGUCCAGCAUGCAGACUCUGACACAAGACCAGCGGCCCGGCAUCCACAGAGAACUCAAUCAUCCAGCCUUCCAAGCCAUUAGUAUAGAGCAGUGGGACGACAGAGGUAGUGAACAGAGCAGCUGUGAUCGUAGUCCCCGGCAGAGUCCGGCCUGGCUGCCCAUUCAGACUGUGGUCCACCUCAGCAAGCUGGUCACUGGCUCAGUCUUGCGUGUCCUCCUUCACUUCCUCUACACAGGCACCAUAUUUUGUCGAGAGUGCCAGCUGCCUUCCAUUGACCUUAGUGAGCUGAAACAGGCAGCAGAGUUCCUGGAGCUGCCUGAACUACAGAUGUACACCUCAAACCUGAUGAAGAAGGAGGAGUUUUUGAAUAAUGACCUGUCUCAGCAGUACUUACAGAUGCUGUCUGGGCGGCUAAAGGAGCUGUGUCUGGAGGGAGGCCUGUUCUCAGAUGUAAUGUUCCAACUGGAGGACGGCACCACAGCUGUCCACCGUCCACUGCUCAUGGCUCGGUGUGACAUGAUGCAUGCCAUGUUCUCUGGAGACUUCAGGGAAAGCAAUGCCAAAGUGAUUACCUUCCCAGGAGUGAAGCUGAGAACCUUCCACAUCCUGCUUCAGUACCUCUACACUGACAGUGUACCAACCCUCAAGAUACGAGAGUGUUUGCCUGUGAUAGAGCUCGGCAACCGCCUCUGCCUGCCUCGCCUCAUCUCACUGGUGGAGAUCGAGAUCAUUGAUCUGUUCCAGCGAGUGAUCCAGGCCGGUGGGGAUGUCAGUGAGGACUGUAUCUACUUGCUGGAGCCCCUACAGAUGCACAAUGCAGACCAGCUAGUGGAGUGGUGCCUCACCUGCAUGGCCACCAACUACAACCAUGUGUGUCACAAGCAUACCAAACAGCUGCGUGCCCUCCACCCUGAGAACCAGGCCUACCUGAACCGCCACCGCUGGCCCCCUGUCUGGUACCUCAAGGACUACGAUUACUAUGAGCGGUGCCUGAUGGAGCGGCAGCGGGAGGAGAACCCCAUCAAGCCUCUCAAGCGGUCCCGCAACACUGCCGGCUGCCUGUGCUUCACCUCCAAGAGUCGCAGGAACGCCGAGAAACAAAACUAUCGCACAAUGGCCUACAACACGUGUAGCUGGUACUGCUGGCCCUGGAUCGAGAACCUUUUAUGAACCCACCUGCCACUUCACCCUCGCCGGCCAUCCAUCAGCUGAACCGUCGUCCUUCUCACCGCAGUCACCUCACCAUUAUCAUUCGCCUCCGCCAGUAGUCUUGACUAAAGUUUUAGUUUAUUUUCUCUUGUUUUAGUAACGUCAUUCAUCGUCAACUGUCACCUUUCGUAUGUGAUCAUUAGGGAGUAGCAGCCACCUGUCAUUCACGUCGGUACCGUCACUCAUUACCGGGGGACAAGAGUUGUGUUGUCCUCCGUGAGUUUGGAGGAGACGCCGCCGCGGCCUGGUGAGGUGUGGCUCACCUGUGUUCACUGGUCUCACCUGUCUUUCAUUACCUACAUGGUGACACCUGCUUGGCGGGAUUGUACAAACGCAUACGUGCGUGCAAAUAUACUUUUGAGUUACGUUCUUUAGCAGAAAGUUAUGUAUAAUACGAUAUUUUGUUGGUUUUCAAAGUAUGUGCCAUCCUCGAAAUCGCCGAAAAAAAAGCAACCUUAUCAGAUCGUGAGUAUAUUUCUACAGUUUUGUCGUGAUAUGGUUGAUUUAGAACUGUAGGAUUUUGUUCCCCGCCCCACUGCCUGCCUUGCCAGGUCCCGGGCCGUCCUCCACCACCACCACCACUACCACCACGCCAUCACCACCACCACCACAUGAGCAUCCGUCUGCAGCAUCACUCGUCAAGGCCUUGAUGUUCCGCUGUUGGGGAUUUUCCUUUCUCCAUUAUGAACAAACUUGGUAUUGUGUAGUGAGUAAAUGUACAUAGUUUCUGUAAAUCUUAUAAUUGUAUCAUUUUUAUUUUUUAUGAGGAAACUCAAAUUUUGGAAUAAGUAGAAGACUGACUAUACAAUAGCUCUCAAGGGUCACUGUUGAGCAGACUCGAGUUUAGCGGUCGCCAGAAGCUGACAUGCAUGUACUACGCCUCACUCAACAAGAUAAUGACUCAACUGGUCCAGAAAUAUUCAACCAUAAUUCUCACAUCAGGUACCUACUCAAAUCUGCUUCGAGGGUUGUGACAGCUGCUGCCACACGUCUUGCCGCGAGUCCUGCACUACGGCGAUAAACAAGAUAUCUUUUUUUGUAUCUCUUGUCUGCCGACCCAAAAAGUUGGCUCUUUUAUCAGGAAUGAUCCUCUUACAUGCUCAUCUAUCAAGUUACUGGAGAAGCUUAAGUUUUAGUAUUAAUAUUACGAAUAAAAGACAUUUUUUUAUCAACGUUCGUUCAUGUGUUAUGUGUUGCAAAAUGAUGUAAUAUGUAUGGCUGUGUCAGGGAGAAGGUCUGGCAGGGUAGCCAGCGGCUGUGUUGCGGCGCUCAGUGUUGUAAUAAGCGUGGCGGCUGGUAACCAAGGAGCCCUUGGGUGAAGUCUUGCUCCGGGCUGCCUCUAGGCUCCUUCUUCCAGCAGCACACACUCCAACCUCAGAGCCAGCCAGAAAGCACCCGUGACCGGCAGCUGACCGUGCACAACGCUCCACCUGCUCUUAUGAGUACAUCCAUUGAUUCCCGGCUCAUUACUAUAUAUACCUUUUCAUGCUAAAAUCAGGUACAUCUUUUCAAACACCAGAUAUAUGCUUCCCAUCCCCGGAAGAUAAUCGCUCUGUCUUCGUUGUUCCCUUCUUUUACAGUUCGAAACAAAGAAGAGACUUUUGAAGUCAGUAUUCGGGAGCGUUUCAAUCCCCCCAAGCCACAAACCAGCGCUUCCUUCCGUGCAGGUAUCAGCGUUGAGCCGGUCGUUGCAGACUGCCUGCCGAGGAGGGACUGAUGUGUUCUGCCCCGUACUGUGAUGUUCAUUAUCGGUGUAUUACAUCGCUUCAUACUUUUGUGUUCAGUUGCACAUUUAUCAGUGGUUUACACACGAAUUAAUUUCGAAUAGUGCUCAGGCACGUCACACCAAACCAAUGUACUGUGGAAGAUGUUGCACAAGAAGUGGCCUGUUGUGCACUGUUUCAUGAUCUCAUACCUCAUAACACACUUGCCGCACCACCACCACCACCACCACUACACACAUCCACACCACAGAACCAUAUCCCGUGUGACUGCAUAACCAUGUACUGCCGGAGCCCAAAAUUCUGCAGUAGCUUCUCAUGCCAUCACGAUACUUUCUAGGUUUCAUUGGCUGUGCACUCACGCUGUGUGUGAUCCCGACCUCCACUCAUCAGUAACAAUAAAAGAUAGCGCAAUGUUA
Scylla paramamosain (green mud crab) is the source of this 4781-nucleotide messenger RNA. RefSeq names its product rho-related BTB domain-containing protein 1-like (gene RhoBTB). Gene Ontology annotation, cellular component: cell projection; cytoplasmic vesicle; cytoskeleton. Gene Ontology annotation, biological process: regulation of actin cytoskeleton organization; cortical cytoskeleton organization; engulfment of apoptotic cell. Gene Ontology annotation, molecular function: GTP binding; GTPase activity; protein kinase binding. The coding region runs from base 362 to 2602 and encodes 746 amino acids. The transcript has 15 exons. NCBI's taxonomy places the organism in Eukaryota, Metazoa, Arthropoda, Malacostraca, Decapoda, Portunidae. The record is from RefSeq and is a predicted model, not a curated record.